AUGGACGUGUUGAACGGGCCUUCGCUUCGCCUUCGUGGCGCGGGCAGCUUUGAACUCAAAACAGAAUUGAACCUGUGUACCAGCGUCAUGUCGCCGGAAACCCAGAGACUCCUUCCGCCCACCUCUGAGACGAUUAUGACGAAACCCUUCCCUAUACGAGGUGAACGUGCUAACUAUGUGAACAUUCCUCAUGUAAUUGCAAUGGUCGGGCUGCCUGCUCGGGGCAAGACCUACAUCUCAAAAAAGCUCUCACGAUAUCUUAAUUGGAUAGGCAUUAACACCAGGGUAUUUAAUCUAGGCGAGUAUAGACGUCACGCGACCACCGCGUACACGAGCCAUGAGUUCUUCCGAGCGGACAAUAAAGAGGCAAUGGCGAUACGGCAGCAAUGUGCGCUGGAUGCCUUGCAUGAUGUCUGCGAGUGGCUGGUCAAAGGAGGAGAGGUGGCUGUGUUUGAUGCAACCAACUCGACCAUGGAGAGACGGAGGAUGAUCCGUGACAUCGUUGUUCACAAAAUGGGCUUCAAGUUGUUCUUCGUGGAAUCCAUUUGCGACGAUCCACGGAUCAUCGAACAGAAUAUAAUGGAGGUUAAAGUGAGCAGUCCCGACUACACAAACAUACAGAACACAGACAACGUCCUAAACGAUUUCCUACUAAGAAUAGAACAUUAUAAAGAAAAAUAUGAACCGUUAGAAGAAACUUUAGAAUCUGAAUGCAGUUUUAUGAAAAUUUAUGACACCGGGGAGAAGGUGGUGGUUCAUAAACAUGAAGGACAUAUACAGAGUCGAAUUGUGUAUUAUUUGAUGAAUAUUCACAUCGUACCUCGAACUAUAUAUUUAACAAGGCACGGGGAGAGCAUGCACAACCUGGAGGGGCGCAUCGGCGGCGACAGCUCGCUGUCGGCGCGUGGCGUGCAAUACGCGGGCGCGCUGGCCGCCUACAUCGAGCAGCAGAGCAUCCCCGGCCUGCGCGUGUGGACCUCGUGGAUGCGCCGCGCCAUACAGACGGUCAAGGACGUGCGCGCGCCGCAGGAGCGCUGGAAAGCGCUCAACGAGAUUGAUGCGGGCAUAUGCGAAGAGAUGACGUACGCGGAGAUCCAACAGAAGUACCCGUCGGACUUCAACGCGCGGGACGCCAACAAGUUCGCGUACAGAUACCCGCGGGGGGAGAGCUACGAGGACCUGGUGGCGCGGCUGGAGCCCGUCAUCAUGGAGCUGGAGAGGCAGGGGAACGUGCUGGUGGUGUCGCACCAGGCGGUCAUGAGGUGUCUUCUGGCGUACUUCCUGGAUAAGUCUGCUGAUGAGCUCCCGUACCUGCACGUGCCGCUGCACACGGUGAUCAAGCUGACGCCGGUCGCGUACGGCUGCCGCGAGGAGCACAUCACGCUCUCCGUGGACGCCGUCGACACGCACCGCCCCAAGCCUGCUGUGAUACCAGCUCCGCCUAUAAAGCCGCCAGUCCCUCUGAUACUCAACGGUGAGAUGCCCGGUGGGAACAAGGAAAAUUACAAUAAU
Molecule: messenger RNA, 1512 nt
Organism: Brenthis ino (lesser marbled fritillary)
Lineage: Eukaryota; Metazoa; Arthropoda; Insecta; Lepidoptera; Nymphalidae
Source: the annotation of a GenBank genome assembly